Molecule: messenger RNA, 546 nt
Organism: Penicillium angulare
Lineage: Eukaryota; Fungi; Ascomycota; Eurotiomycetes; Eurotiales; Aspergillaceae
Exons: 1
Coding region: 1-546 (181 amino acids)
Biological process (GO): regulation of DNA-templated transcription
Molecular function (GO): zinc ion binding; DNA-binding transcription factor activity, RNA polymerase II-specific
Source: RefSeq, a predicted model, not a curated record
AUGACUUUCUCUGGAGCUCAGGCGGCUGGAAGAUCCAAGGCUCUUCAGAGCAAUAGUACUGCCAACUUCAAUGCCAACUCAGCGAUAAACGUGGCCACUGCCCCCAACAACAAUCCUGGGCACAAGCCCGCCUGCGACCGGUGCAAAGGACAAAAAUUAAGAUGUGUGUGGGAAUGCGGCUCAGAUAUAUGUCGCAGAUGCCGUCGUGCUCAGGCCGUCUGUCAACAGCCGGCUUCCCGUCCGUUCGGUAGGCCUGGUCGUUCUGCUACACACAACACAAGCUUCAAGUGCCAGGAUCAGCCAAAUUUAAGGGUCUGGCUACCAGGGGGCACGAAUAACGCCCCCGCGGAGUUUCAGGAGAGUAACCUCACAAUACAAAUGCCGACGGCCGACGAUGAAGAUCGCGCAUCAAGUCCUCCUCAUGCACAUGCCGCCCUUAACCCUCCACGAUAUCUCGGGCUGGCAGCGCUAUCUGCAGACCCCAAUGUGCAAUUGAAUAACAUAUCUUCGUCCCAUAAUAGACACGAAGAUACAAUCAACUGGUAA